Messenger RNA from Tetrapisispora phaffii CBS 4417, 417 nucleotides. RefSeq names its product mediator complex subunit SOH1 (gene SOH1). Gene Ontology annotation, cellular component: core mediator complex; mediator complex. Gene Ontology annotation, molecular function: transcription coregulator activity. The transcript has a single exon. Gene Ontology annotation, biological process: regulation of transcription by RNA polymerase II. The coding region runs from base 1 to 417 and encodes 138 amino acids. The record is from RefSeq and is a predicted model, not a curated record. Lineage: Eukaryota; Fungi; Ascomycota; Saccharomycetes; Saccharomycetales; Saccharomycetaceae.
AUGUCAACUAACGUCGAUCUACCUACUAGGUUUGAAGUUGAAUUAGAAUUUGUCCAGUCAUUAGCCAAUAUUCAAUAUGUCACCUACUUAUUCACUCAAAAGACAAUCAGCUCUAAUUUUUUGAAUAAAAAUAAACAGAAUGCAGACAAGAAAAAUACAAAAGGAAAUAUUCAAGUUUGGAAAGAUCCUAAGUUCAAGAACUAUUUAAAAUAUUUAGAGUAUUGGUGCUAUCCACCAUAUUCACAAUGUAUAGUAUACCCUAAUGCACUAUUUGUCUUAAAGUUGAUCAAUGGGUUCAUGGAAAAGGCUACUAUCAACGAAGAUGGAUUACUUGAAGGUAUCGAGGAUCUACCAAGAAUUCUCCAAUUACAAGGAGGCCAAUUGAUGAAUGAAAUGGUCGAGAAAUGGGAGAGUUAA